GGGGGAGCGGGGUAAAUCAAAGUUCCCUAAGUUUUCAACGCCCAAAACAUCUCUUCCACCCCUCUCUCAUAACAAUAUAUACACAUAUUUAGAAAUAAUCAGAUUUAGAACCCCCGCCCUGUUACUGGUCACUACCACAAUUCGGAGAACAUUCUAACUUGUUGACCGAAUAACGGGGAAUUGUGUGAGCGAUCUGGAAAAGAGAGCUACAGAAGACUGACUCAAAAUGGCUGUUAGUACUGCUUGUCUUGAAAACCUAACCGGCACUACUAGAGUUCUCUCAACAAGCGUUUCAGGUGCCUCAGUCGUUAAGAAUGCUGCCUUUGCUGCUCCGUCUACUCAGAUAUCUCAAAACUUUAGAAAACUGCAUCCAAAGGCCCUAAGCACGUUGUUGAUACUUACAGGACUAAUGCAGAUAAGUUUAGGAGUGAUGAUGAUGAAAGCGGAGAAUGAAUUUCCAUCACUAGCUGUGCGCAGUGGAGCAUAUAUAUGGGGGGGACUGAUGGUUUUUGUGGCAGGAUGCAUCACUGUUGCUACAGAGACAAAGGACAGCAUCACCUUGAUAAAAGCCUGUCUGGGAUCACAUGUGGCUAAUGCAGUACUUGGAGGAGUGGCACUUGCAAUUUACAUAAUUCAGUUGGAUACAGAGACACAGGCAUGCUGGGUAUCAGUGGACAAACAAAAUUUUAACAAAUGUAUGUCUCUUAGCAACUCACCAGAGUAUUCUCGUUAUGAUUAUUAUGAUUAUGAGGAACGUUAUAGCCAAAAUGCCAGCAAGUUGACUUUGAUCCUGAGAAUAUCCGUUAUUUCGGUGACUCUAAUCUUAUCUCUUCUUGGAUUAAUCAUUUCCGUGUGCAUUAUGGUUUUUGGAUGGAAAGUGCUGAAAACUGCCGGAUAUUCCUUGCUGAAAUGAAUAUGUGAAUUGUGAUGCCCAGAAGAAGACAGCCAUUUGCUAAGUACUGUGGACACAAGACAGUGAAAAAUAUGUAUAUAAAUGAUCUACUCAAGGCCAUUUAUAUAUCUUACAGUAAUGUUACUUAUGUAUCACUAUGUUAUAUAGUCUUUUACUUGUGUCUCCUUAAAUGACUGCAAUAUAAAACGUUCUAAAUUUCUAUAUCGCACUGCUUAUAUUACAAAUCACCCACUCUUAAAAUCGUUGAAAUGCACUAUAUUUUAUUAUUUUUGUAUCAAUACUAACAAUACAUGGAUGCUGUAACAAUUACAUUCUAGCUUGUUUGGCUCGUGUGUAUUUCUUUUUUUUUUUUUUUUUUUUUUUUGAGAGUUGGUGGUAAUAAAUGCUUAUAAAUGAGUA
This is a messenger RNA of Pelobates fuscus (common spadefoot toad), 1312 nucleotides long. RefSeq lists its product as uncharacterized. Lineage: Eukaryota; Metazoa; Chordata; Amphibia; Anura; Pelobatidae. The coding region runs from base 227 to 913 and encodes 228 amino acids. The transcript is spliced from 7 exons. Gene Ontology annotation, cellular component: membrane. The record is from RefSeq and is a predicted model, not a curated record.